This is a messenger RNA of Cyprinus carpio (common carp), 1709 nucleotides long. RefSeq names its product betaine-homocysteine methyltransferase (gene bhmt). Gene Ontology annotation, molecular function: betaine-homocysteine S-methyltransferase activity; zinc ion binding. The record is from RefSeq and is a predicted model, not a curated record. NCBI's taxonomy places the organism in Eukaryota, Metazoa, Chordata, Actinopteri, Cypriniformes, Cyprinidae. The coding region runs from base 135 to 1337 and encodes 400 amino acids. The transcript is spliced from 8 exons.
CUCUCUCUCUCACACACACACACACACACACACACACACACCCCUCCAGCGGUGCUUUAUAAGCGCUCAUCUCAUGUGCAUCUCACUCCAGUCUCACUCAGCUCUCCUGAAGGUCUCUGAAUCUACUGCUGAAUAUGGCACCAGUCGGAUCAAAGAGGGGUGUUCUGGAGCGCCUGGGCGCGGGUGAGGUGGUCAUCGGAGACGGAGGCUUCGUGUUCGCGCUGGAGAAGAGAGGAUACGUGAAGGCCGGACCCUGGACACCAGAGGCCGCUGCGGAGCACCCGGAGGCCGUGCGACAGCUGCACAGGGAAUUCCUGCGAGCCGGGUCAAAUGUCAUGCAGACGUUCACUUUCUACGCCAGCGACGACAAACUGGAGAACAGAGGGAACAAGCUGACUUUCACUGGCCAGCAGAUCAACGAGGCCGCCUGCGAUCUGGCCAGAGAAGUGGCCAAUGAGGGUGAUGCUCUGGUGGCGGGCGGAGUCUCGCAGACACCCUCCUACCUCAGCUGCAAGAGCGAAGACGAGGUCAAGAAGAUCUUCAAGAAGCAGAUCGACGUCUUCAUCCAGAAGAACGUGGACUUCCUGAUCGCCGAGUACUUCGAGCAUGUGGAGGAGGCUGAAUGGGCCGUCCAGGUUCUGAAGGCAACAGGAAAGCCUGUAGCAGCCACCCUAUGUAUUGGACCUGAAGGAGACAUGCAUGGAGUGACACCUGGAGAGUGUGCGGUCAGACUGGUCAAACCAGGCGCUGAUAUUGUGGGUGUGAACUGUCACUUUGACCCCAUGACCUGUGUGAAGACCGUGGCCAUGAUGAAGGCCGGCGUGGAGAAAGCUGGUCUGAAAGCACAUUAUAUGACGCAGCCGCUGGCGUAUCACACACCAGACUGCAGCUGCCAGGGAUUCAUCGACCUGCCAGAGUUCCCCUUCGCUCUGGAGCCGCGGAUCCUCACACGCUGGGAGAUGCAGCAUUACGCCAGAGAGGCCUAUAAGGCGGGAAUCCGUUACAUCGGCGGCUGCUGCGGGUUCGAGCCGUACCACAUCCGCGCCGUGGCCGAAGAGCUGGCAACCGAGAGAGGAAUCCUGCCCGAAGCCUCUGAGAAACACGGCAUGUGGGGCAGCGGCCUGGAGAUGCACACCAAACCCUGGGUCCGAGCCAGGGCCCGUCGUGAUUACUGGGAGCGGCUGAAGCCGGCGUCCGGUCGCCCGCUGUGUCCCUCCAUGUCCACUCCUGACGGCUGGGGGGUCACCAAAGGUCACGCCGAGCUCAUGCAGCAGAAGGAGGCCACGACCGCGGAGCAGCUGCGCCCGCUCUUCCAGAAAGCCGACUGCAAACACUGAGGGUCAGAGGUCGCGCCGCGUUCAGACACCUGCGGUACUUCAGGAGACACUUAGAGAAAUAAUCUGUCUACCUCUUCCCUUCUGUAUUGUACCUUUACAAACGCUGAUUUCAUGCAUAGGAUUGUUUACUUCAGCAGGACCAGACGUUCUUUAGAAACCAUACGAAAGUUGAAUCUCCCUCGAAGUGUAAUUGUGCCUUUAGAGACCAUUCUGUAUUUGACUGUCGCCGCGCAUCACGCUAACAUCACGGAUCGGUCACAUGACUGAUGUGGCGGAGCUGCAUUCCAGAUGUUGGGAACACUCCAGUCCGACCACAGCUUCCAUUCAAGAGUCGGAUUCCUGAUGCUCAAUAAAAAUUCAUCAUGAUCUCAA